This is a messenger RNA of Actinia tenebrosa (Australian red waratah sea anemone), 3278 nucleotides long. RefSeq lists its product as uncharacterized. The record is from RefSeq and is a predicted model, not a curated record. NCBI's taxonomy places the organism in Eukaryota, Metazoa, Cnidaria, Anthozoa, Actiniaria, Actiniidae.
GUCAUCAUCAACUGUAGCUCUGAACUAACGAUCGUUCCUCCCAUGUGAAAAUCUUGAAACAUUUUGAAGUUCAUUCUGAAGAGUUUCCCUAGAAAAAGGGUUUGAAAUAUGAAGAAUUUAUGCUUCAUAGUUGUUCUUGUUGGUGUUGUUUGGCAUUCUUUUACGCUUGGAUUCCCUCAUGGUGGCUAUAAAUCACCAGUUAAACGUUCUGACUACUCAAUGUACGACAACCAGUUCUUUUCUGUGGGAGAUACACCGCUGGACAACGAGGUGACAGACUGCGCAGUUGUAAGGCAUCAGUACGCGAGAGGUUACAUCAGACUUAGGGAGUAUCUUGAAAGGAUGCAAGGUUGUGGUACAGCUGGAAAACGAAAGAAUAUCGCAGGAAUAGCUGCAGCGACACAAGAUGCCACGACCUUGACGUCAGAUGGUUUUCGUAUUCCCACAAACAACGUAGUUCACGUUGCUCCGUUCAAGCCAAGACCAAUUGGACAACUUAUAGAUAAUAUCGGCAACAAACAAGCACAAGUAAAAGCAUACAAUGGCCAAGUAAAAAAUCUUCAAGAAGAGAUGCCAUUCCAACGACACGCCAUCCAAAGAUCCCGUCAAAACCGCCCAAGUUUUAACAACCUCGACUUUCUUUCGCGAACCAAUGGCGCUCUGUCGUACAAGAAGAACUCCGCUGCUCAAAGUACUGUACUUCCGGUCGCACGUAAAUUUAUAUCGCGUAAGAAUCUAAAUACCAAUCCACUCCAAGCUUUUAAAACGCUAAACGACGCAAAGCACAGAAAACAAUAUUACAUGAGUCCUGAUCCACAGAGGUACUACUCUAUGCAAACCGCUGAAACAAAGCAUGCGUACAAAGGUCCUAUUGCUGUCGGUCAGCCUCUACUGAGACCCAGUCCUCUAGCAUUCAACCACCAGGCUUCUACCGGAAGUAAAAUAAGAAUACCACAGGCAGACCAACCGGUGAAUCCAGAUCUUAAUAUGGAUAAGGCUCAACGGCAGAAGCAGCAAAUGAACGCGCAGGCCGGUAAUAGACACGAUGCUGUACCGGUUAAACCGGAUUGGCAGGUGGGAGAUGAACGUGUUCAGGAUGAUCUUGAGGGACAAGAUGGUGUGAAAGACGAAGCUACGGAGAUCGGGAGUCUAAAGUCGGACCCAAUCCCCUCGGAUGCUGCGUUUACGGAGAACCCGAAGUUAGACGGAGAAGACCAAGAAUCUGAGCAGAAAAUGGACAACAGCAAAGAAGCGGAACAACCACAAGAAAAAAUGAAGAACGAUGUGAGCAGCAAUCAACCGCAGAAGCCUACGAUUGAUGAUUUAGAACCGGCUGAGAAAAAUAAAAAUAUUGACUCAAGUUCCCAUAGCAUAGGUGUCCAUAACGAUGCUGAAGACAACGCUAAGGAAACCAAUGAACAAAGUGAAUCAAACAAACUCGACGAGUUCCUGAAGCCUAACACUUACACCAAUGACGAGAGAAAAGGGGAAAACGGUGCACAGUCGUCAAAUGAAAAACAAGAAACGAACGCCUUUUCCAAAGAGGAGGAAAAGGCCAGUAAUUCGGACGGGAAUCAUUCUGAUGAUAAAGGCGGUAUUGCUAUUAAUCUAGACGUCCUGAAGGACAAAAUCUCAAGCAGUAAAGACAUAGGUUUCCUCAAGCGCAUGCUGACACUUAUCAAGAAGAUUACGCAUCAUAAAGAUUUCAACAAACUAGCUGGAGCUCAAAAGAACGCCAUUGUGCAAGCUGGAAAAGCCGUGAAUAGUGUGGUAAGGAAAGGAUCGAAUACCGAACGUUCGUUUAUACAGCCAAGACCUGCGAACACAAGCCCGAACACAGGUUACAACAGAGGUGGUACACAGUACGUUAAUUCGUACAUAAGCGAGCACCCACCACGUUGGAAGGUUGGAGAUCGCACGCUGACUGGGUCUGCAAAAGCGCAGUUCUAUAGUGGAAGACAGCAUGAGAUCAGCAAGAAGUUCCAGAUUGAGAGAAACCCUUACUAUCAACAGCAGCCCAGGGUUUCCUACACUCCACCCUAUUUUAGUCUUCAGAGACUUAACUAUGGGAUUUAUAAUGGUAAUGUUCCUUGAACAACGAUUGAAUAUGGUCAAGACCGCUGAGUAAAGCCACUGGGUGUAAACCGCUGGGCAAAACCACUGGGGUAAACCGCUGAACGAAAAACUGACACAUUUUAAAAGUUGGUAACGACUUAGAUCAUAGGCGAAUGUUAUUGAUAAAAAUGAAGACAACGAUGUUAAAAAAUGAAGACUAGAAAGUACAUUUUUAAGUUCAUGAUCGCAUUCUAUGUUAAUUAAUUAUCCCUGUGAUCCUUGACUACAGACUCAUCUGUCAGGUUUAUGGCCUCGUUUAAGAGCAACAUAAAAAUCAACUGUAAUGUAAAGAAUGUGAAAGUUGAACAUUUGUACAAGUUUAGCAUGUUUAGGAGCUAAACAUUUGCUUUUAAACAUUAACUGCAAUGUAAAGAAUGUACAAGUUGAACAUUGUACAAACUUAGCCUUGUUUAGGAGCUUAAUCAAGAAUGUGCAAGUUGAAUAAUAUUGAUGUUUUGAAAUCUCACAUGUACUUUUAAAUGGUAUCUCUGAAUAGCUGACUUUUAAAUGAGGCUAAAACUGUGCAAAUGAGUCUGUGGUCUUCAAAAACAGCGGUAUACAUUAAAUGGGAAUGAAGGCCAUUAUUUUUUAGUAUUUAAAGAAAUGAGACGAAAUGAGACGUACUCAUCUUUGAAUGACCUAGAAGCUUAAGUAAAUUUUUUGAAAGAGUGUUGAAUGAAAUAAGUUAAAUAGAGACAGUAGCGCUACUUAGCCAUGUUGUCAAACUUUUUCAGGCUCAGGUCAAACGUCGAACGGCUUCAUAUGAGCCGAACCAAUUGCAAAUUGAAACAAUGGAUAGCAAGGCGGUCUUCUAUGAUGUCUAUGAUGUCAUUAGGUUCGGCUCAUGUGAAGUUCGACGUUUGACCUGACUCUCGAUCUUCAAAUUUUGAGCUUUUAGUUCUAGCAUCUAAACCUUAUAGUAACGAAAGCUUUAACUACAAGAUGUUUAAUUAAGCUGAUCUCGCAAAUUCCCAUGUGCGAGCAAGCGAAAAAUGGCGUAGUGACGUCAUAAGAAAUGGCGGAUAUCGUUUCGAUCGUUCGUUGUACAUUGUAUCAUUGUAUCAAAAAAAAAAAAGAUUACCAAUAGUUUAAUAGUUUUGAUAUUCGAGUUGAUUAACUUAAAAUAAAUUUAUAGCAAUAAAGACAAUAAAGACAAAAAUUUC